AAGUUUGAGCGACCGAGCCAAAGGGGGAAGCAAAAUGGCGGAACUCGAAGAUGUUACGCUAGAUGGGAAACCUCUUCAUUCGCUUCGUGUGGCGGAUUUAAAAGCUGCCUUGGAGCAACGAGGGCUGGCCAAAAGUGGGCAGAAGACUGCGCUCAUCAAGCGACUAAAAGGGGCACUCAUGUUGGAGAGCCUGCAGAGAACCUCCACCUCUCAUUCGGGCCUGCAGCCCAACUCACAGAUAGGGGAGGAGAUGAGCCAGAACAGUUUUAUUAAACAGUACUUGGCCAAACAGCAAGAGCUCCUGCGGCAGAGAAUGGAGCGAGAGGCACGCGAGGCAGCCGAGGCAGACGAUACAGACAGCCCUGCCGGGCCCGAGGAAGACGAUCACACAGCUGCCAAUGACAGCACCUCCUACCCGCCAGACAAGCAUCAUGUUGUAGCAUCUCAGCCCUCUGUGCCAGAGGAUGGAGGAGGUGACCAGUUGGGUCCACAGGAUCCGGUUGCUCUGGGAGGCCACAGGUUGGACGCAGGCACUGCUUCAGUAUCACAUGAUCCCCCUGAUGUCCCCACAGCCAAGAUCUGGCGCCCAUCAUUCUCUCAGGAGGAGGUCGCCACUCCCUCCCCUCCACGUGCAGUUGCCUCUCUUUCUGUGCGUGUGGUCGGCCAGCCAGAGCGACAGGGUGUACCCCUGAUUGUACCCCGGCCACAACAGAGAGAAGGAACUGCCCCCGUAGAAGCAGGCCCUGCUCAUCCGAUGCCACAUCUCAGCCAGUCUGCACGCACACAGGAGGACAGUGAUGAGGACGAUGAUGAUGACGACGAUGACAGCGAUGAGGACGAUGACUGGGGUCCUUCAUCUCGUGGGAGAAAGAACGUUCACACGCCUCCAGCACAGCGAUCGAGACGCAAGCUUCAGCCUCCUCAACACAUUCCACCCCAUCAUUCUCCAUUGCAGCUCCGACAGCCCACUCCUCCUCCCUCUCCGCCCCCAGAGCUUUCCUUCCCUCUGCCUGACACCCCCAAACAAAGCCCCCCAGAGCAGGAUGAACCUGAAGCCCCAGAAGGGGCCGCUGUGUCCUCUCCAGUUUCUUUGCAGAGGCAAGAAUCCAGCUCCAGCUCCAGAUCCAGCAGCCCUGAGCCCCCAUCCCUGCGCAGGCCUGGGCCACUCAGUCUGCUGGUUCGCAAGAUGGAGUCUGAGGGGGCUUUCGAUGGUGGGCAAAAGAAAGAUGAAGAAGAAGAAGGAGAUGCCACCGCAGCGACUGGAGAACAGGUUGAGCCCGGAUCUGGCGUGCUUGUGUUUUCCAAAGGAGGGAAUGAUGACGAUCACACCAGCUGUGAUCCUGAAAUGCUUCCUGAUCAUCAAGAUUCACUCCAAGAGCAGCUUCCUAAAGGGCCUGAGUCUCUACCCAUUAUGCCCUCUAUCACAGAAAGCAGCCCUCAGGAGUCAGUGGAGAUGAAAGAAGCCGAGGAUGAACAAGAAGAAAGUUCGCAGCCGGAUGAAGAAGAGGAACAAGAUGACCAGGAGGAAAGUAGUGAGGAGAAAGAGAAGGUGACUGAUGAGAAUUUUAAUGCCUCAUCAUGGCAACGUGAAAGAGAGACAUCGCCCUCUCAGGACUCCCAUGACUUCCAGCGUACCUCACAUCCACCUUCCCCACCUGCUCCUGCAAGACGAGCACGUGUUUUUUCUGAAGUUCCCCCACCUGAGUGCCUCAUUUCUCCUUCCAAACCAGAGCCAGUAUCAAUCCUUACGUCAGGACCAGAGCAUGCAGAUGUUGAAAUGGAGACUGAAGCUCCCACUUUACCUCCACAGUCCUCACCUGAAAAGGAGCAAGAAGAGACACUGGAGGCGGAAGCAGAGAAGAAGGAGCCUGCAGAGGCAGUUGAAGCAACAGAAGACUCUCCUUCAUCACUUCCUCCAUCUCCACCACCUGAAGAAGUAAAAGCAGAGAUAGAAACUGAGAAACCAAUGGAGAAAGAAAGCGAGGUGCCUGCAGAGGAAGAAAGCGAGGUGCCUGCAGAGGGAGAAAGCGAGGUGCCCGCAAAGGGAGAAAGCGAGGUGCCCGCGGAAAGAGAAAGCGAGGUGCCUGCAGAGGGAGAAAGCGAGGUGCCCGCAAAGGGAGAAAGCGAGGUGCCCGCGGAAAGAGAAAGCGAGGUGCCCGCAGCAGAGGAAAGCCAGGUGCCCGCAGCGGAGGAAAGCCAGGUGCCCGCAGCGGAGGAAAGCCAGGUGCCCAUGGAAAGAAAAAGCGAGGCAGAAAGAGAGAGCGAGGUGCCCGCAGUGGAGAAAAGUGAGGUGCCCGAGGUGGAGAAAGGCGAGGUGCCUGCAGUGGAGAAAGGCGAGGUGCCCGCAGUGGAGAAAAGCGAAGUGCCCGCAGCGGAGGAAAGCGAGGUGGUCGCAGAAAGAAAAAGCGAGGCUGAAAGAGAGAGCAGGGUGCCCACAGCGGAGGAAAGCGUGGUGCCCACAGCGCAAAGAGAAAGCGAGGCAGAAAAAGAAAGCGAGGUGCCGGCAGCGGAGGAAAGCAAGGUGCCUGCAGAUAGACAAAGAGAGAAAUCUACAGAUAGAGAAAGUGAGAUACCAUCAAAAAGAGUGAAGGAGAGAUCUGCGGAGAGAAAACGGGAGAGAUCUGCGGAGAGAAGACGGGAGAAAUCUGCGGAGCAGAGAAGGGAGAGAUCUACGGAGAGAAAAAGAAAGCGAUCUACGGAGAGGGGAAGGGAGAGAUCUUCGGAGAGAAAAAGGGAGAGAUCUUCGGAGAGAAAAAGGGAGAGAUCUUCGGAGAGAAAAAGGAGGAGAUCUGCGGAGAGAGUAAGGGAGAGAUCUGCAGAAAGGAAAAGGAAGAGAUCUCCAGAGAGGGGCGGGAGGGAGAGAUCUACAGAGAGGGGAAGAGAGAGAUCUGCAGAAAGAAAAAGGAAAAGAUCUGCAGAAAGGGUAAGGGAGCGAUCCGAAGAAAGAAGAAGGAAGAGAUCCAUGGAAAGAGAAAAGGAGAGAUCUGCAGAAAGAGAAAAGGAGCAGUCUGCCGAGAGAGGAAGAGGGAGAUCUGCAGAAAAAGAUAGACGCAGAUCCACAGAGAGGGAAAAAGAGACAUCCACAGCUGGAGAGAGAUCUACAGAGAGAGGAAGCGCAAAAUCAACAGAGAGGGAAAAAUCACCUGAACGGGCCUCCAGCCAGUCUUCAUCCUCCGACUCCGAUUCCGAAUCCUCUUCCUCCAGUUCCUCAGGCUCCUCCCCACAGCGCAAACCCAGCCCCCCCAGGCAGAAUCAGGAUGAGAAGAAAGCCAGCAGCCCAGAUGAUGCGUCAGAGGAGAAGGAAGAACAUUUGAGGGAUGUAAAGCAGGCCACGGUUGCUGAGCCCACAGGUCCUGUCUCCAUGGAGCUCCAGGAACAGCCCGAGUCGGAGAGCGCACUGGCUCAUCCUGCCUCACAGGAGGUGCCUGAGACCAGCGAGUCCCGUCCUGAUGAGAGCACCACUCCAAAAGCAUUUGCUGCUCGCAAGAUUUCACUCACCACUGCUAAACCAGAAGGAGCGGCAGUGGAGGCGGAGUCUGGAGGCGGUGCUGGUAGGAAGAGGAGGUGGGGCUCCAGUACAGCAGUCACUGCCAAAAAGCCAUCAAUCAGUAUCACCACUGAGUCACUGAAGUCUCUAAUCCCAGACCUUAAGCCACUGCAAGAGGCAGUGGUGGACCUGCACCCUGAUGAAGGCCGUUUCUCUGGGGACGAGGACUCGGCUCAGCAGCCUGAGCGUGAUGAAGACCAGGGGCUUCAAAUCAGACGUACUGUAACACAGGUGGUUCCAGCUGAAAGUCAAGAGAACGGACAGAAAGAAAAGGAAGAGGAUGAAGAUGAGGAAGAAGAGCAGGCAGAAGUAGAAAAGGAGAAACCCCCCAAGAAACAGAGAAGGGAGAGCUCCUCAGAGGUUGCCAUGGAAACACAGGAGUGUGACAAUAAGAAGGUGACCCUUAACGACUCGGUGGUGCGGCGUUCCAUCAGCCAGCAGAAAGUGGCCGUGUCCAUCACCAUCGACGACCCGGUGCGCACAGGCCGCCAGCUCUCUCCUCCUCGUGGCAAAGCGUCCAACAUUAUCCACGUCUGCAACCUGGUUCGUCCCUUUACUUUGGGCCAGUUAAAGGAGCUGUUGAAUCGGACCGGCGCGGUGGUGGAAGACGGCUUCUGGAUUGAUAAGAUCAAAUCCCACUGCUAUGUCACUUACUCCAGCACAGAGGAGGCUGUUGCAACACGUGAAGCCCUUCACGGUGUAAAAUGGCCCUCUAGCAACCCCAAAGUGCUCCGAGUGGACUUCUGUGAACAGAAAGAGUUGGACUUCCAUAAAGGGCUGCUGACUGAAGAUCCACGAGCCGCUGUUGCCCCAAACCGCCCUGCUGCACCUCCGCCACUCAUGCCCCCGGCACGGGAGAAGGAGCGAGAGAAGGAACGGGAGAAAGACGGAGCGGCACCAAACGUGAGGGACCAGUGGGCCGAAAGAGAGCGAGAGAUGGAGCGCAGAGAAAGGACGCGCUCGGAGAGGGAGUGGGACAGGGACAAAGUGCGAGACUUCCCCAGGGAUGAACGGGAAGCGGCCCGAAGAUCACGAUCGCGAGACCGGGACAGGAGACGCAAGGAGCGAGGAAAGAGCAAAGAGAGGAAGACAGAGAAAAAAGACAAACCAGAGGAGCCUCCUGCCAAACUUCUGGAUGAUCUUUUCCGCAAAACCAAAGCAGCUCCAUGUAUUUACUGGCUGCCACUCACUGAAGAACAGGCGACUCAGAAGAACCUGGAGCGGGCAGAGAGGAUGAAGGAGCGGGAGAAGAGGAGGAAGGAAAUGCAAGAGGAAGAGGACAAGAAGCGUGAGGAGGAGAGGAAGGAGAGAGCACGAGGCAGAGAGAGAGACGCAGGGAACACGGCAAGCGCUGGAGGAGGCUCGGGCCGCCCUGUUGAAGGAGAUAAGGACAAAGAGAGGGAAGAGAAGGGGAGAGAAAGAGAGCGGGAACGCGGUAGAGAAAAGGAGGGCGAGAAACGGAGAGAUAGCAACAGAGGCAGAGGCAGCGACUCCAAGCCAGCAGGGGGCAGCAGACGCUCACGAAGCCACAGCAACCCUUCCAGGGACAGACGGCGCUGAGUGUGUGCGUGCAUGUGUGUUUGGUUCAUGGAGGAAGAUGGAUCCCCUUUCUUGCCAACAGAGGCUCAAGUAUGAAGCGACAGUUCCAAACCUGAAAAAUCUUCAUUGUUUCAUCUGCACACACUGCGGUAGCGUCGCACACACUCGGUCUCGUCUGCUGUACAUCCUUCUGUCAGGACUUUUUUUUUUUAAUUAGUAGUAGUUCCAUUUUUGUGUUGAAUUUUUCUUUCGUUGUGAUUUUGCAAUCGAUCAUUGUUUCUCUGGUCUUAAACUGAUUUGUAUCAAAAGUUUGUGAAAAUUAAUUUCCUCAUUACUCAUUGUCACACGCGGACAUGGAUAGACCAGCAGCAUGAUUUAUUUUUAGUGCAUCAUUUUCUAAAUUCGCUUUUUUUUUUUUUAAGUCCUUGAUUGUUUUAUUUAUAAAUUCUAAUUCGAGUCAGAUCUGAUGGUCAUCUUGCCAAGUACUUCCUAAUUAAAUCUAAUUCUCUUUUA
Molecule: messenger RNA, 5599 nt
Organism: Clarias gariepinus (North African catfish)
Lineage: Eukaryota; Metazoa; Chordata; Actinopteri; Siluriformes; Clariidae
Gene: acin1b
Product: apoptotic chromatin condensation inducer 1b
Exons: 17
Coding region: 35-5107 (1690 amino acids)
Molecular function (GO): RNA binding
Source: RefSeq, a predicted model, not a curated record